AUCUGCUCUGCCGACACCAAAGAAAAGGAAUAUAUCGGAAGCAAUGAAUAAGAGUAAUGUGAAAUCCAUCAGCAGCUCCCAUCUCAUCGAUGCAAAGCUCGAAGAGCAUCAGUUGUGUGGAUCCAUGCAGCACUGUCCCGGUUGCGGACACAAGCUUCAAGGAAAACCGGACUGGUUAGGUCUACCAGCAGGAGUGAAGUUUGAUCCGACAGAUCAAGAACUGAUACAACACCUCGAAGCAAAAGUGGAAGCCAGAGAAGACAUCAUCAUGUCUCACCCUUUGAUUGAUGAGUUCAUCCCAACGAUUGAAGGACAAGACGGGAUUUGUUACACACAUCCUGAGAAACUCCCAGGAGUGAGCAGAGAUGGAUUAAGCAGGCAUUUCUUCCAUAGACCACCAAAGGCUUACACAACCGGGACAAGAAAAAGAAGGAAAAUCCAAACCGAAUGCGAGUUGCAAGGUGGCGAAACGAGGUGGCAUAAAACCGGCAAGACAAGGCCUGUCAUGGUGACUGACAAACAAAAAGGGUGCAAGAAAAUCCUGGUUCUCUACACUAAUUUUGGAAAGAACCGAAAACCCGAAAAGACUAAUUGGGUCAUGCACCAAUAUCAUCUGGGUCAACACGAGGAAGAGAAGGAUGGAGAGCUUGUGGUGUCCAAGAUAUUUUAUCAGACUCAACCCAGGCAGUGCAACUGGUCGGAACGAACAAACAUCCACCUUGAUAGCCACCGCCGGAAUUGUUCUUCAAAGCAACAAUUAAUCAUCCCUCUCAGACACCAAGUCGCUUUGUCGAGCCUCGCCGGUGCCAUGGAUAUCCAACAUUUAAAACCUGAUCAUCUUCUCAGCUUCCACGAGGUGGGGAUUGGAGAAACUUCAGCUGCAAGGGAAACUCCGACUCAAGGCCAAGAGAAAGCGGUGCCAAAUCAGAUUAUCCAUGAUCAUCAUCAUCAGCCGCAGCAGAUUGCUACCACGGCGUUCCACAUUAGCAGGCCUUCGCAUCCCAUUUCCACUAUCAUCUCUCCGCCACCACCCCUCCACCACACUUCCAUCAUCCUCGAUGAUGAGGACUCCUUCCAUGUCUCCAGAAUAAUGCUUGAAAAUGAAAGUUUCCAGCAAAAUCAUAAACUUGGAGGAAGUUCAGUAACAGGUUUGGAAGAACUAAUAAUGGGUUGCACUUCAAGUGACAUCAAAGAACGAAGGAGUUGUCUUCAGAGGCAGCAGCUCUGGAGUGGCAACGAAGUUAUUCCCUCAGACUUACUAGUCUCCGUCGAGGGUGGUUUAUGCUCCACUAUGAUGAUCUUCUGCUCAGCCACAGACUCUGUCGGUGUCGAAGGUGCUUCUUCACCAACGUAA
Molecule: messenger RNA, 1354 nt
Organism: Hibiscus syriacus
Lineage: Eukaryota; Viridiplantae; Streptophyta; Magnoliopsida; Malvales; Malvaceae
Product: NAC domain-containing protein 75-like
Exons: 7
Coding region: 44-1354 (436 amino acids)
Biological process (GO): regulation of DNA-templated transcription
Cellular component (GO): nucleus
Molecular function (GO): DNA-binding transcription factor activity; transcription cis-regulatory region binding
Source: RefSeq, a predicted model, not a curated record